AUGAUCUCCGCGCUCGAUAGAAAGCUGCUACGCGACCUGCGCGGGAUGCUCGGGCAGGCGAUCAUGAUUGCGCUGGUGGUGUCGGCGGGGAUCGCCACCUGGAUCGAGUCUCGCACUCUGCUGGCGUCGCUCGAGACCACGCGUGACCGGUUCUAUGAGCGUCACAAUUUCGCGGAUGUCUUUGGCAAAGCGAAGCGAGCGCCGAACUCAUUGAGGACGCGCCUCGCCGACCUGCCGGGCGUCACGUGGGUCGAAACCCGCCUUGUUGAGGGGGUCAACCUCGAUGUGCCGGGGCUCGACGAACCCGCUGUCGGAACGUUGAUCUCGCUACCCGAGGGACGCGAGCCUUCACUGAAUCGCAUCUAUUUGCGCCGCGGCCGGUUGCUCGCUCCGGGGCGUGACGACGAGGUGCUCGCCAGCGAGAAAUUUGUCGACGCCAACAACCUCCGUGUCGGCGACUCGGUCACGGCGAUCCUCAACGGCCGCAAGAAGACGCUCCGCAUCGUCGGCGUGGUGCUGUCGCCCGAGUACGUCUUCAUGGUCAUCUUCCAAGUCGAUAAUCUGCUGGCGCCCUACGGCGGCGUCGGGGCGUACGGCCGCAAGGACCAACUCUCUCACCUCUUGCUCACCAGCGACAUCGACGGUCUCAAGGUCCACGGCACCGUGGCGCCGACCAUCUUCCUGUCGGUCGCCGCGUUCCUCCUCAACGUCGCGUUCGGCUACUCGAACGUGCAGAUCGGUUGGCACUUCUUGAAGCUGGUGCUGAUGAUCAUCCUGCUCGGCGCCGCGAUCGGCAUCCCCGGCGGCGCGUACCUUGCGCGGGUGUUCACGCAGAUGAUCGCGCAGGUGUACCAGUACCCCGAGCUGAUCAUCGUCAUCAAGCCGUCGGUGAUCGCCACGGCUAUCACCGCGGCCGGCGGCGCG
This is a messenger RNA of Symbiodinium sp. CCMP2456, 924 nucleotides long. The record is from the annotation of a GenBank genome assembly. NCBI's taxonomy places the organism in Eukaryota, Dinophyceae, Suessiales, Symbiodiniaceae.